CAGCCACAGGAGCGGAUCAACGACUGCGCAAGCUAGGAAGAGUCAACUCAACUGAUCAGCCACACGGGCCUUCGUGUUUGUGUAUAUACUGGGGCCGGGUUCCUCUUCCUUCUAAUCGGCUUAUUAUCGCCCAUGGAGGUGAUGAGGUGAUGUACGUAAUGGCGACCACCGCUUCGAAGGCCAUCAUGGGCGUCCUCGCUGAGAAGCUCAAAGCUCUUCUUGGCCGAGAGUAUGAUCUCCAGGUUGGCGUGCAUGACGACGUCAAGUCUCUCCAGUCCGAGCUGGAGUUCAUGCAUGCCUUCCUCCAGGACUACGACUACGCGAGCUACCGCCACUACCUGCAGCAGACCACCACCAGUGCCCAAGACAAGGUGUGGGUGAGGAAGGUGCGGGAGCUUGCGUACCAUGUCGAGGAUGCCAUCGACGACUUCACAUGUCGUGUUGGCCCAGCUCCGAAAGAGAUCCCAGACAUGGUCAAGCACUUCGUGUACACGCUCAUGGCUCGCCACCAGAUCGCCAAGCAGCUACGCCGCCUCCGACUUGAGGCGCAGGAGUUGAGCGAGCAGCGCGCGAGGUAUCCGCCAUUGGGCACUCCUCCAAGCUCCACUACUACCGUGCAAUUGCAAUGGCAGUUGCCGCCCCCGCCCGAUGAGACGACGUCGACCAACCUGCUGGUGGGAAUCGACGGACCACGGGAUGAGUUCAUUGCCAACCUUACAAGUGCUGCAAGAAAGCAUGGAUCUGGUCGCCGCCGUGUUGCUUCCAUGGUUGGAAUUGCUGGCGUUGGCAAGACAACCCUGGCCAAGGCUGUGUACCACAGCCUCGAGGACUCGUUUCAGUGCCGAGCGUUCGUCACUGUGUCAAGGAAACCAGACCCUAGAAGGGUUCUCAAGGACAUCCUGCAGCAGGUCAUGAUUACCACUGGGAGUGGGAGUUCCCCAGCCAUAGCUAGUAUGGAGACAUGGGAGGACAGCCAGUUCGUGGACAGGCUCAGAGACAACCUCAAGGACAAGAGGUACUUGAUCAUCGUUGACGACCUAUGGGAAAUACCAGCAUGGGACCGUAUUAGCCGCGCUCUCCCUGACAACUCUCUUGAUAGCAUGAUUAUCACAACUACUAGAAACGAGUCUGUUGCCAAAGCAUGCUGUUCACGGCAUCAUCCUGGUCAUUUCGUGUAUAAGGUAGCAUCUCUGAAGCACCUUGACUCAAGGACAUUGUUUCUUCGUCGAACUUUUGGCUCCGAAGAUAAUUUCCCUCAUGAUUUGGAAGAAUUGUCAACGAAAAUCCUGAAAAAAUGUGCUGGUUUGCCACUGGUCAUAGUCUGCAUAUCGAGCAUUUUGGCUACUAAAGGGAAAGAAGCAACAGAAUGGGAGAAAGUGUACGACUCCUUAGGAUCUGGAAGCAAUGAUGGUCUCUCUUGGUUGUGGCAAGCAUUUGAGGUUAGUUAUGAUGAUCUUCCUCAACAUCUCAAGGUCUGCCUACUGUAUCUUAGUGCAUUUCGAGAGGACUACGCAAUUAGAAGGGAUCGAUUAACACGCCGAUGGAUUACAGAAGGAUUUGUAGAUGAAAAACCUGGUAUGAGCAUGCAGGAAGUAGCCGAUAACAACUUCACUGAACUAAUUGGCAGGAACAUGAUCCAGGCAGUGGACGUUGAUUGUUUUGGUGAAAUUCAUGCAUGCAAAAUUCAUGAUGUGAUGUUUGAUCUCAUCACCAAGAAGUCAUCUGAAGAGAACUUUGUUACAUUCAUACAUGGUAAAUCCACAUCCACGCAGCGACAAUUUGUCCGUCGGUUAUCUCUAGACUAUGGCACCACAACAGAUGAUUUAGACUUGACAAAUUUCAAUGUGACUCAUGUUCGAUCAUUGACAAUUUAUGGGAACAUUAAUAAACUUGAUUCUGUUCCACUUGGUAGAUACCUAAGGAUGUUGGAUUUUGAAUGCUGUGAAGGUGUGAACAGUAGACACCUGAAGGACAUUGGUGAGUUAAUCCUUCUGAAGUACUUGAGUCUUAAGAGUACAUGGAUCAGUGAGCUGCCCCGGCAAAUUGGUGAUUUAAAAUGUCUAGAGACCCUGGAUUUGACGCAAACAAACAUAAGAGAGCUGCCAGUGGAAGUUGCCCGGUUGCAGAGGCUGGUACAUUUGCUUGCUGGUGGUGCAGAGCUACCACAAGGUAUUGGAAACAUGAGACCUCUACAGAUAUUAUGCAUUAGGGUAGCCUGUAAGAGGUCUAAGGAAGCUGUGAAGGAGUUACUUAGAUUAACCAAUUUGAGGAAACUAGACAUGACCUAUGUGCACCUGAAAGGGAAAGAGGGAAGAAAGUACGAAGAUGAGUGUGUGAAUACUUUGUCUUUGAUAAUGAGUGAACUCUUCAAGUGCAAGCUCCAAUCACUGCAUUUGAAUUUAUUGGGAAAUUAUUCUAUUAGUUCAUUCCUACGAAUCUAUCUCACUCCAUCUUUAAUCACUUCACCACCUGAUCAUCUUCAAAAUCUGAGAAUAAUAGGAGACUACGGUUUCCCUUACGUGCCAAGGUGGAUUGGAUUACUCAGUAAGCUCACUGAUCUGGAACUAACUGUCAGAACUAUGUUGGAGAAAGAUGUAGAAAUAGUUGCAAAAUUAGACAGGCUUGUCCGAUUCCGACUCACGGUGAAAGAGCCAUCUACAACUACAAAAGGCAUCAUCGUUCUGGAAUCCGGAUUUCCUUGUCUCAAGGAGCUAUUUAUCAGUUGUAGGAUCAUGCCGGUGUCCUUCAAUCAAGGUGCCAUGCCCAAACUUGAGAAGUUUGUGUUACAGUUCCAUGCUUACCAAGGAGAUUCAAAACGUACUUGCCCAAGCAUUGAGCAUCUCAAAUCUCUUAUUAAGGGAUUCCAAUUCAGAAUAGUAGUUGGCAAGGGUCUCAGUCAUCGUGAAGUCAAAGAUUUAAAAAAUACCUUCAAGAGUGCUAUUUUCAUAUAGCCCCCCUGCAGAGUGGAGUACUGGAGUAGCGGCAGUAAACAUGGAUGGGUAAAAAUAAAUAGCAACAAGUAAGAAAACAUCACAUUCCUUGUAUUGUAUCAACUGAAUUAGCUUGUAUCCUGUAACAUGAUAUCCUACUUUCUUUCUUGAAUAAAAGUUAUGUCGGCAUGUUCUGUGAAUUUUGGUA
Sorghum bicolor (sorghum) is the source of this 3138-nucleotide messenger RNA. RefSeq names its product putative disease resistance RPP13-like protein 3. Gene Ontology annotation, molecular function: ADP binding. The transcript has 2 exons. The record is from RefSeq and is a predicted model, not a curated record. The coding region runs from base 150 to 2951 and encodes 933 amino acids. NCBI's taxonomy places the organism in Eukaryota, Viridiplantae, Streptophyta, Magnoliopsida, Poales, Poaceae. Gene Ontology annotation, biological process: defense response to other organism.